Messenger RNA from Hyla sarda, 1421 nucleotides. RefSeq names its product YKT6 v-SNARE homolog (gene YKT6). The record is from RefSeq and is a predicted model, not a curated record. Gene Ontology annotation, molecular function: SNAP receptor activity. The coding region runs from base 170 to 766 and encodes 198 amino acids. Gene Ontology annotation, cellular component: Golgi apparatus. The transcript has 8 exons. Lineage: Eukaryota; Metazoa; Chordata; Amphibia; Anura; Hylidae. Gene Ontology annotation, biological process: endoplasmic reticulum to Golgi vesicle-mediated transport.
UUUCCGGGCGGAAACAAUAUUACCGCGGACGCAUUUCCGGUUUGUGACGUGUAACGGGAAGGGCCGCUUCCGAGGCUGGGAACGAAACCAAUAGCAAAGACCGACUAGAAAGGAGGGCAGGAGCGUCGGAGGGAGCGGGGGAGGAGAGCCGAGCCCAGGAGAAGGAACCAUGAAGCUGUACAGUCUGAGCAUACUGUAUAAGGGGGACUACAAGGUCCAUCUGCUGAAAAGUGCCUACGAUGUGUCGUCCUUCAGCUUCUUCCAGAGGUCCAGUGUACAAGAGUUUAUGACAUUCACCAGCCAGCUGAUUGUGGAGCGAUCAGACAAGGGGAGCCGCUCAUCUGUGAAGGAGCAAGAGUACCUCUGUCACGGGUAUGUGCGAAAUGACUCCUUGGCGGGGGUAGUGAUUGCUGAUGCUGAGUACCCGCAGAGAGUCUGCUUUACUCUUCUUGAUAAGGUUCUUGAAGAGUUCGCCACCCAGGUGGAUAGAAUAGACUGGCCAUCUGGCUCUCCGGCCACCAUUCAGUACAAUGCAUUGGACUCUUACCUUGCCAAGUACCAAAACCCUCGAGAUGCUGAUCCAAUGAGUAAAGUACAAGCAGAGCUGGACGAAACCAAAAUCAUUCUGCACAACACCAUGGAGUCCUUACUGCAGCGCGGGGAGAAACUGGAUGACUUAGUCAGUAAAUCAGAAGUGCUAGGAACCCAGUCCAAGGCCUUCUAUAAAACAGCCCGGAAGCAGAAUUCAUGCUGUGGAAUCAUGUGAUGUGCGCACAGUGAUGAAGACCGGAUCCAAGAUGAUGAACAAACACUAAUAUCAGGGCUGACACCAAAUCAGCCCUACCUAUCCCCAGCAGGAGGCAGUAUAGGUGGUUACUGCCCUCAGGUCAAAUUUUUUUUUGUUUUUUUUUGGGCGUGAGAGGGGGAUCUCCUUAACAUUAUCUAUUGAUGUGUGUUCACUUUUUACUGCAAGACCGAAGUUUCUCAAUCUCUGCCCCCCCACCAGUAUGAAGUGACACGCCCUCCCCCCCCCCCCCCAGGGGAUUGUGCUGACCAUUUUUUCCAAUUAAAACAUUCCUGUGAUAUUUGAAGUGAUACGAAAUAUCGCCGUGCGUUCUGUGUGUUCUAACCCGUCACCAAGCUGCAGAGUGAUGUAGAGUGAACCCGGUAACUUGUAAUGUAGUGACGCUAUACUAACCGAACCCUGAAUCUUACCACCCUGGGAGGAAAUGGGUUAAGUGUCUGUCUGCUUCUACCCGUACCCUUCAUGCACUUGUUUAGUGUCAUUUUAACACCUUUCCUCCCUUAACCCGGACAUGUAUUAACUGUGGAUAACCUCGUAGUAUGUGCAAAAUAGUAGAACUUUUUUUUUUUUUUUUUCGUUUUUUUUUUAUUCCUGGAGAACCCCUUCUGAAAUAAAA